AUGGUGAUGGCACUGAAAGGCCGCAGACUUGUUCUGCUGGCCGCGUUCAUCGUCGUCGUUUUUCUCCUCAUAUUUUCGCAGUCCACCGUUCCGGAAAGCUUGAACUGGCCCGACCUCUCGUCUUCUCUUCCCAACGUUGCCAGCAGCAAAGAUUCUAUUCCCUCGAGCAAAAAGGGCAAGGAUGGCUCGCCGGGUAUCGGCCGCUUCCACUUCCUCAUCGCCGCCAGCGCUCCCAAUUUGCAGUUCUGUCGCGCCCUGGUUUCGUCGACUGUGAAUCGAUUCGGCGCCCCCGUCAUUGCAGGAUGGAACGCCACCGGCGAAAACGAUGCCGCUAUUUCUCACUUGGCCAAGAUCCGUGUCGUGACCAAGUACCUUGAGGAUCUUGACGGGGCUGCUGACGAUGAUCUUUUCAUGAUGAUCGACGGUUACGAUGUCCUGCUGCAGUUUGGCCCCGAUGUGCUGAUUGAGCGCUACUUCAAGGCUGUGGAAAUGGAGGACGAGCGCAUUAUUCAGCAACUCGGACCCGAGAAAGCCGCGAACCUCGCCGGCCCCUUAGGACGACACAUUUUCUUCGGCGCUGACAAGAUCUGCUGGCCGAUAGAUUGGCGCCGACCAGCAUGCUGGGCCGUCCCGCCUGUGCCUAACAUGGAUGGCCGGGAGUUUGGCCCCGCGACGAACGGCGGAGAUAUGGCCUACAACCACCCAAGGUGGCUGAACAGCGGUACCAUCAUUGGUCCGGUUAAGGAGGUUCGUGCUAUGUUCCGCGCCACGCUGGACCUCAUCAAUGAGGUUUACGACCCAGAGUACGAGUUCAGAGAGAGCGACCAGUUCUACAUGAGCGAUAUCUGGGGCCUUCAAGAGCUUGAGCGCAUUGACAUGCAGAAGGAGGAGAACCCAGACGCCCCCGUCAUGCGGCCCCCGGAAGACGGUUUCGUGCCGGAGCUGGAGCCUCAGUACAGUUACAACUUCCACAUUGCGAUGGACUACUGGAGUCUCAUGUUCCAGACGUGGGCUGCGUACAAUGAAUGGGUUGAUUGGCGCAAGUUCAUUGGACCUCUCUACUCUUUCGAGGUCACUCAAAACGUGCGCCACAACUCUGAUUUUGUGCCCUGGCACCUACACAUGCAAGCGGAUGGCAUGAAGUCGCUGAAGCGCAUAUUCAACACUACUGGCGACGAGACCAUGGGCUCAACGGUCAACGAAUUGAUCCGAAAGUCCGAGUUUGGUGCCAACAUAGUCACAAAGCAGACGUUUCCGUUGCUUCACGUUACCGGUGAAAAGGGAGCGCUGGAUGCCUUCUGGCCCCGCAUGUGGUUCUUCCCUUAUUCCCGUUCGUUGAUCCGCUCUGCCAUUAUCUGGUUCAAGGGCGGUGAGGCCUACACGGAUCAGCCCAUUAACAACCGGAUAUGGUACCCCGCGCACCCGUACCCAAAGGAAAUCCGGGAGACGGACGGAGGUGCUUUUUCAGAUACCAGCAACGACAACAAGACCGCCUAUUGGCUCGACUUCGAGAAGCUCUGCGCUGAGCACACCAGUAUCCUCUUUGGAGAAGAGUAA
Colletotrichum truncatum is the source of this 1557-nucleotide messenger RNA. RefSeq lists its product as uncharacterized. NCBI's taxonomy places the organism in Eukaryota, Fungi, Ascomycota, Sordariomycetes, Glomerellales, Glomerellaceae. The record is from RefSeq and is a predicted model, not a curated record.